GCUGGGACUGCCCACUGGGAUGCCCUGGUGGCCCCAUGUCUCUGGGCUGGCCACGUGGGCUGAGUCAGCAGGAGUCGCCUUGGGUGGGCACUCUUUGGAAGCACAUAGAAGGGUCUCACUGGCUUUCAACACAUGUCUUUCUGUUUCAGUCACUCUGAAAGACCCUCGACGAGGACCUUUUGUCGGGAGGAGACCUCCCCAACGCCAAGGAACAGGCCGAGACUGCACAGAUGCAAAUCACAAGAGGUUUAUUGAAGACAGAAGAAUGCUUUUGGUGCUGCUUCUAUGGAGAACUCCAAUCCAGGAUACAGGCUGGCAGCUGUUAAGGGAGCCAGGUCAAAAUGAUGAAGUUGUGGGUUUGGACACUAAUGGUAAUGGGGAUGUGAGAGAAAUGCCUUCUUGGAUGUUAUACACACAGUAAUGACCCAUGGAAGGCUGCGGAGGUGAGGUAUCAUAACUUGGGGCAGUAGGAGGCGCUGGAAAGGGUCUCUGGUGGGUGAGGGAUUAGGCACGGCUAGAGAGUCCAGAUUGUUGUGAAUGAAGUGACCUUUAACUUCCAAGACAUCUUGGAUUUAAAUCGUACUAUUAAACUACAAUCCCCAGCGACCUGUGGAACUCAUCGAGUUUUCCGGUGACUUGGGCAUUUCCGGCGGAAGCGGACGCUGCUAGCCAUUCUUCUAAUUUAAAUGCUGUUGACUACGACUUCCAGUGUCCUUUGCGCCGGGACGAAGAAAGGAAGCGGAAGCUGCAUGGGGAGCUGCCGCAGGUAACAGUGGCAUGGCUGUGUCCCCGACUUUCCUGCCUGGGCCUACCCAUGAACCUGCAGGUGCUUUGAUGGAGCCUCUGCCUUGCGCUCCAAGCUUGGCUGAGGGCUUCUUGGAGGAGGAGCUUCAGCUCAAUGCCGAGCUUCACCAGCUGCAGUUUCCAGAGCCCGUGGGUGUCAUUUAUAACCCAGUGGAUUAUGCUUGGGAGCCGCACCGCAACUACGUGACCCGCUACUGCCAAGGUCCCAAGGAAGUGCUCUUCCUGGGCAUGAACCCAGGGCCGUUUGGCAUGGCCCAGACUGGGGUACCUUUUGGGGAAGUGAAUGUGGUCCGGGACUGGUUGGGCAUUGGGGGCUCUGUGCUGACCCCUCCCCAAGAGCACCCUAAGCGACCAGUGUUGGGACUGGAGUGCACACAGUCAGAGGUGAGCGGAGCCCGAUUCUGGGGCCUUUUCCGGGCCCUCUGUGGACAGCCCCAAGUCUUCUUCCGGCAUUGCUUUGUCCACAAUCUGUGUCCUCUGCUCUUCUUGGCUCCCAGUGGACGAAACCUCACCCCCGCUGAUCUGCCGGCCAAGCAGCGGGAGCAGCUACUGGCGAUCUGCGAAGCAGCCCUGCGCAGGCAGGUGCAGCGGCUAGGGGUGCGGCUGGUAGUGGGAGUGGGGCGUUUGGCAGAACAGCGGGCGCGAAGAGCUCUAGCUGGACUGGCUCCAGAGGUACAGGUGGAGGGGCUCCUGCAUCCCUCUCCGCGAAGCCCACAGGCCAACAAGGGCUGGGAGGCGGCAGCCAGGGAAAGACUCCAAGAGUUGGGGCUCCUACCUCUGCUAACGAGUUCAGCCAGGCCUAGCACACCUUAGAGAUCACCUUGCAUGCAGGCUUUGCCGGGCUCCCUGUUGGAGGAAACGUGUUCAGCACUCUGGGCUUUUGUCUAAUGCUUUGAGCCUCACCAGUGGCUUGUUCUGUUCAGUGUCCACAGAGGGGGAGGGGCCUCGGCACUCGCUGGCCUCACCAUUUCCGUGGGGACCUCUGUGUGCAGAGGGUCCUUGAUAGGGAUGUCUGGGGUCAUAUUUGAACUUUGGGAGGAAAGAUAAUUUUAAUCUUUCCUGUUUUGUUUUUAUUGGCAUUGUCUUUGGCACUGCCUCAUACACACUAGGAAAGCUCAUACUGAUCUACCUCAGACUUUUUGACACUAAUUGUACAUAUUAGUGGGGUUCAGUGUGACGUUUCCACACAUGCAUUAAGUGUGAUCGAUUGAGUCUGUCCUCUCCACAGCUCCCCCUCCCCAACCAGAGGGCAAUCUUUGAUCCCUACUCAUCCUUACAGAACACUUGCCUCUAGCCGGCUUCUCUCCUCUCCUCCCAGGGACCAGGACAGACAUCACAUUGAGAAUGAGCUUCUGAGCCAGGUGUCCUGGCAUACCCUUGUAAUCCCAGCACUCAGAGACAGGAGGGUCAGGUUAGGCUCUGUCUCAGAAACAAACAAAUAAUAAAAAGUGAAUUUCUUCAGGGAGACCGAGGUUGGAUCCGAGGGACACUUAUAUGUGGCAGACUAGGAAAGAUCUAGAUCUUCAUUCCCCUUUCCCUGUGAAGCCUGUGAAUUUUUUUUUUUUAACCUCUCUCAGUUGGGCAGUGGUGGCACAUACCUUUAAACCCAGCACUUGGAAGGCAGAGGCAGGCGGAUCUCUGAGUUCAAGGCCAGCCUGGUCUACACAGUGAGUUUCAGGACAGCCAGAGCUACACAGAGCUACUACUGUCUUAAAAAAUUAAAACUCCUGUUUUGUUUUUGUUAUUGUUGUUUGUUUUUAAAAUUUGAAGCAAGGUCUCAUUGUGUUGGCCUGUAACUCAUUGUAUAGACAAGAUCCAGCCUUGACCGCAUAAGAAAUCUUCCACCUCUGCCCUGAGUGCUGGGUUUAAAAGGAUGGGCCACCAUAUCCUGUUCCCUUCUGAAUUUUGAGACACGGUCUCACUGUGUAGUAGUGGCUGUCCUGGCACUUUCUCUAAAGACCGACCUGGCAGCAAACUUGUGGUGAUCUUCUGCCUAAUGCUGGGAUUAUAGGCAUAUGCCACCCUGCCUGACCUGCUUAUGAACAACUUUUCUAAGUCUCAAGAUUCUCUGUAAAAUGGGGUUUCUGCCUCCUGCCCCUGAUGUGAGGUGUGAGGACUGAGGGAACACUGUGGUGCCCAUCACACACUUCUCGCUUGCCUCUCUCUGAGCUGGGGUACCAUUGCACUAUUGAGGGUAUUCCCUGUCCGCCCUGAAGACCUUUCCUUACUGGGGAAGCCAAUGUUAGGAAAAUUUCAACCUGUGACUUUCAGAUUAAGCAUUAAAGACCCCUAAGCCUUCUCACGUUGGUUCUCUUUCCCCUCUGCGCUUCAUUGGUGGGAGAAUGUUGGUUUUAGGACAUUCCCUCCCUCCUCCUCUAUUCACUUUUGGCAGAAACUUCUCAGGUAGCUUGGGGAGGGGUAUGUGAGACUUCUAGCCAACCUAGCCAACCUGCAGGGGGUUUGAUAGGGGGCCUGUCCAGUAGUUCAUCAGGUACUUGUGGCACUGUUGGGGUUGAUGGGGAGGCUGAUGUCUCCUUUGUCUCUUAAGUGGUUGGUUGGGUGAUGUGUGGUAAGGGCUAGGGAGUAAGCUACAGUGGGAACGUGGGACCACCUUAAUGAGGGGCAUGUGCUCCUUAUUUCCUGGGACUCAAGUCAUCUCCAGCAUUCUAAAAAUUAGUAAGAUUUUAAUCAGCUGUCUCGGUUCCUGAGAGGGAACUUUGAGGUUUCCUCAACAAUAGAAAUGUCAGGGGGCGGGAGAGAUAGCUCAGAGGUUCUUCCAGAGGUCCUGAGUUCAAUUCCCAGCAACCACAUGGUAGCUCACAACCAUCUGUAAUGAGAUCUGGUGCCCUCUUCUGGCCUGCAGGCAUAAUGCAGGCAGAACACUGUAUACAUAAAUAAUAAUAAAAUAAAAUUUUUAAAAAAACCAAUAGAAAUGUCAGUAUUAUUCAUGUCGGAACCUCAGAGCACAGGAGGGUUUGUUGAACUUUGCUGUGGGAUAGAGACCAGCCCCCUAGAAAGACCAGCUUUAUGUUUUGAUGGUUGGAACUUUGAAGGGUGAUCUCAGCCUGAAUGUCAGGGUGGGACAAGGCUAGAGAUUGAGUUCAGCUGAGUGGCCCAUGAUCUCUACCAAUUAUCCCUGACCAGAACUUUGUACACUGGUUUCUGCCAAGCUUGCUGGUUGGUGGACACACAUAUGUCUGUUUCUUUUUGGGUAGUUGGUGCUGGUUUGUGUAUUUAGUCAUGCUUUCUGUGUGUCUUUUGGGAAUUCAGGGGACUGAACCCAGAGUUUUUUGGAUGUACAGUGCUCACUGCUCUAUCACUGAGCUAUAUCCCUAGCCCUUGAUUUGUAUUUGUGAUAAAAUAUAAUAAAUACAGUGUUUUUAUUUCUUAA
Microtus oregoni (creeping vole) is the source of this 4195-nucleotide messenger RNA. RefSeq names its product single-strand-selective monofunctional uracil-DNA glycosylase 1 (gene Smug1). NCBI's taxonomy places the organism in Eukaryota, Metazoa, Chordata, Mammalia, Rodentia, Cricetidae. Gene Ontology annotation, molecular function: single-strand selective uracil DNA N-glycosylase activity; oxidized pyrimidine nucleobase lesion DNA N-glycosylase activity. The record is from RefSeq and is a predicted model, not a curated record. The coding region runs from base 778 to 1617 and encodes 279 amino acids. Gene Ontology annotation, biological process: base-excision repair. The transcript has 4 exons.